AUGAGGAUAUUCCUGGUGCCACUGUCGCGCAGAGCACACGCGUUGCAUUGCCAUUCAACCCUCGCAAAACCAUCGACUUCCUACCUCAACAGGGCCACCGUCUUUGCCUCCAAGAAAUGGGAAGAACUCGCCCAGGCUAAACCAGAUUCUAUGAAACGGAAGCUCUACAGAGCAGGGACGACUAUGCUUGAGAAAAUUGAGCACCGCGAGACAUUCUUCAAGGAGGUCCCCGCCAAGGAAGAUGUCACCAUUACCACCAUGGUCCCGUUCAUGUACCCGUCGUCUUUGAAAGAGGCCCAGGUCCAUGCAGAGUUCAAGACACUGGUCGAUCAGAGGAUCCCCUAUCAUCGCAAGUACAUGAUCUACUCUGCCAUGUUGGUUCCUGUGACUUCACUGUUUAUAAUUGUACCGCUUGUGCCCAACAUUCCCCUCUUUUACAACGCCUAUCGUCUCUGGAGUCAUUGGAAAGCGUACAAUGGAGCGAAACAUUUGGACGUUUUGAUCAAGAACAACUCUAUUACGUUUGUUCCGAGUGAAGUACUGGAUCUGGGAUUGCAACAUGAUCCGAAAUUUGCGGUGUACUUUACAGGAUCGUACCAGUUGUCGAAAAAGAGACGGGCGUUCAAGAAACCAGUCGAACAGGAUCCCAACAGCCCGAUCAUUGCCGAAUCCUCUGGAGAGUUGAGUCAGGACCACAACAGCUUGUUGAAGGAUGAUGAGAAGAAGGAGUCUUUGGGUGAAGGAGGAAAGGCACCGCCACAGCGGCCGUCGACUCUCUUGCCCAAAAAGAACGAUCCUCUGUCGGUGACGGACCAUGUGGCGUAUGAGGGGUUCAUUACGGAUGCCGAGAUUGAAAAGAUAUCGUGGGCGUUUGAGGAGGCCGUUAGUCUCAAAAGAGAGGUGAAGCGGGCGCGGUAUCAGGAGGCGGCCAAGUACGUAAAGGACAACUUGAUGAAGGGCGGACCCCCUGGCGACGAUUCCUCUAGACCCAAGAACAAGGAGACAUGA
This is a messenger RNA of Linnemannia hyalina, 1008 nucleotides long. The record is from the annotation of a GenBank genome assembly. NCBI's taxonomy places the organism in Eukaryota, Fungi, Mortierellomycota, Mortierellomycetes, Mortierellales, Mortierellaceae.